CUACAACCCUCGUGUACCCUACUAGCAUACGGUCCUCGUUUUCUCCAGUCUCAAACCCCUUCCCAUUUUCUAGCCGAGUCCAUGGCCUCUCUCACCAAAGACUGAAACACACAAUAUUUUCUGUCAAACCAAAUAAUUACUUAUAUAAUUAAUAUAUGGCCAUUAAUGGAGUUGGACUCCCUUUCACCCAGAUCACACUACCACCGCCUCCACCGCAAAUCCCACUUUCUUCUCCCAAAACCUCCCGCGACCAUGGCCACGCCGGUCAACUCGCCGCCACCGCCGCCCGCCACCAUACAGUUUCCGGUCAGCCUCUCCCGCGAUGAAGACGAUCAGGACCUCCACGGGAAGCGUAAGGUGAUCGACGAGAUGGAUUUCUUCUCCGACAAGAAAGAGGCGGCCGCCGAAGCCGACGACGACGACGAGGCGGCGCAUCUCGGCGGACCCGAUCGUCGUUGGGCCGUGGAUUUUAAAGUGAAUACUGGUUUGCAUCUCCUGACGACAGCGAACACAGGCAGCGAUGAGUCGAUUGUCGACGAUGGGAUUUCUUCCAACUCAGAAGACAAAAGAUCAAAAAAUGAGAUGGCCGUAGUCCAGGCGGAGAUGGAAAGGCUGAGCUCCGAGAACCGCCGCUUGAGGGAGAUGCUGAAUCAAACUACGAACAACUACAACAGCCUGCAGAUGCAUUUACUCACCCUUAUGCAGCAGCAGCAAGGACAAGGACACGAGUCUAUUGAAGAACACAAGUUCAACAACAGCCACGACAAUACCAAUAACGGGCUCCGCCAGUUCAUGGAUCUCGGAUUUCCUGCCAACAAUGACGAAACUGCCCUUUCGCCGCCCGAGGGCAAGCUAUCACCGGCAUCGCCUGACAAAGAAAUUGAGGAAAGAGACGAGCAGGAGAGUAGCAAGGCAGCCAAGCACGGACACUGCACUAGAAGUGUCGACCAAGCUGCCACCGAGGCCACCAUGAGAAAGGCUCGUGUUUCGGUUCGUGCUAGGUCCGAGGCCUCCAUGAUCACUGACGGAUGCCAAUGGCGCAAGUACGGGCAGAAGAUUGCAAAGGGGAACCCAUGGCCCCGCGCAUACUACCGGUGCACCAUGGCCGCCGGUUGUCCCGUCCGAAAGCAAGUCCAGAGAUGCGCCGACGACACGACCAUACUCAUCACGACUUACGAAGGCAAUCACAACCACCCGCUGCCGCCGACCGCCAUGGCCAUGGCCUCGACCACCUCGUCGGCCGCCCGUAUGCUUCUCUCGGGCUCGAUGCCGAGCGCCGACGGCCUCAUGAGCUCCAACUUCCUGGCUCGGAAUCUCCUCCCUUGCUCGUCCAGCAUGGCCACCAUCUCCGCCACAGCCCCUUUUCCCACCAUCACUCUCGACCUCACCCAAUCCCCCAACCCACUGCAGCAGCAGCUGCCCCCGAGGCCGCCCAACCAGUUCACCUCCUUCCUCAGCCCACCGCCGGGGAAUAUUCCGGCGGGAAACUCGGCGGCUGCCGCCCUCCUGCCCCAGAUAUUCGGGCAGGCGCUUUACAAUCAGUCAAAAUUCUCGGGCCUCCAGAUGUCGUCCGACCCGAAUUUCUCGGCCGACCCAAAUUUCACGGCGGCUUUAGCGGCAGCCAUCUCGUCGUUUAUGGGCGGGCCGAGUUCGAAUAAUGGGAAUGGAAACGCGAAUAAUGGUAGCAACAACAAUAACAACAGGCAACAACAAGAGUAGAGAGAGCUAUUGGGUGAAAUGAAUGAUCAAGUGAGCUAGCCAUGAGAAAAUCUCGUUAAGUUUCUACUCUCUCUUUCUCUGUGAUUUUUGUUUUUUCAUAUUUUUUCAGUGGAGGGUUUUCCUUGCCUUCCUCCAUAUAGGAAGUUGAAUUAUCCACUUGAGAACAUUUUUGACGCUCUUCCGGUUUUCGUUUUCAUGAAUAAUGUAAGAUCACAUAACUNAAAAAAAAAAAAAGGAAGAAAAGGCAAA
Molecule: messenger RNA, 1968 nt
Organism: Striga asiatica
Lineage: Eukaryota; Viridiplantae; Streptophyta; Magnoliopsida; Lamiales; Orobanchaceae
Source: the annotation of a GenBank genome assembly